Messenger RNA from Aspergillus candidus, 509 nucleotides. RefSeq lists its product as uncharacterized. The record is from RefSeq and is a predicted model, not a curated record. Lineage: Eukaryota; Fungi; Ascomycota; Eurotiomycetes; Eurotiales; Aspergillaceae. The coding region runs from base 67 to 393 and encodes 108 amino acids. The transcript is spliced from 2 exons. Gene Ontology annotation, cellular component: mitochondrial inner membrane peptidase complex.
AACAACCCCACCACCAAACAAGCGAAAUACAAAUUUAAUUAACACAGAAAGAGGCAGAAAAGUGAAAUGGCCCCCCUAGUCCCCAUCUUCUCGGCGUCCUCCCUCCCAGACCACGUCAACACCGUCCAGCGCAACUUCCAAGAAAAGCGUCGCAAAGGCGGGCCCGUCGACCUUAUGCAAUGUCCUCUCUUCGAAAUGACCCAGUACUCGUGUAACCCGCCGCAGGAGGGGGUUCCGAAGCCUGGCGUUGUGGUGUGCAAGCCUGUUGUGCGAUUGUUUCGGCGGUGUGCCGGUGGUUUGACGGUUGAGACGACAGCGUGGGAGCCUAUACGGGUUGCGGAGGAGAAGGAGGCAAAACAGCGGGUACUGGCAUCGACUUCAGAGGGGAAUUAGAGUUGGACAGGCUACUAUACAGGUCAAAGCAUGAAGUCGGCGUUACGGGGUCAAUUGUAAUAUAGGAUACGGAAUGUCAAUUCUAAUAUAGGGAAUCAUGAAUGCAUAUUAAUUCU